UUUCUUUGUUGAGCUGCGUAGCUGUCACUCACUUCAUCUCUUCUCAGACUCAUCACGUUGCUCUAGAAUUGCAGCACUCACCUCCGAUCCGGCCCACGCCUUUCGAUCAGCGCAGCGUGUUUGGCUCUCACAAUCAAUCCCAGCUCCGUUGUUCUGAUCUAUGAGGUGAAGCAAGCACGUGAUGGCUGACUUACCACGAUAUAUGCGUCUCUGCUUGCAAUCUGGAAAACUUGCUUUCGUGGCAAUUUUGGUAUCUGGAGGGAUUGUAUUGCAAAUUUUGGCAUGUGCGUUGUUCAAUAACUGGUGGCCGAUGCUAACUGUAAUAAUGUAUGUGAUUCUUCCCAUGCCAUUGAUGUUCUUUGUGGGAUCAGAUCUUUCUAUUUUCCAGGCAUCUGAUAAUGUCUGGGUUAACGUAACCAAGUUCUUGACUGGAGCUUCAGCCAUUGGAAGCAUUGCAAUACCAGCCAUCUUAUUACACGCUGGCGUUAUUGGUUGGGGUGCCCUGGCCUUGGAGCUCUCAUCCUUUUUCGUAUUUGUACUUGCCAUAAUGUGUUACAUUCGAACAGGCGAUGACAACAGCUACAGUUCUAUCUGAGGUACGCCUCUCUACAAGAUUAUCAGAUUACUGUAAAGAUGCAUAGGUUGCAAUAGGAAUAUAGGGAGGUUGUAUCUGUUUGUGUGCGAUGAUCACCACUAUCAGCUUGUUAUAGUUUCAGAAAACUCUCUGGGUGUGAUUCUUUGUCCAUGUAUUUGAGUGGGGUUUUGAAUAUUAUACGUUUCGACCCCCCAUAACAAACUCGAGGUCGAUUGUAUUGACAUAAAAUGCCUUUCUGGUUAUAUUUUUUUAGCACAAA
Molecule: messenger RNA, 854 nt
Organism: Argentina anserina (silverweed cinquefoil)
Lineage: Eukaryota; Viridiplantae; Streptophyta; Magnoliopsida; Rosales; Rosaceae
Product: vacuolar protein sorting-associated protein 55 homolog
Exons: 5
Coding region: 182-595 (137 amino acids)
Biological process (GO): late endosome to vacuole transport via multivesicular body sorting pathway
Cellular component (GO): endosome
Source: RefSeq, a predicted model, not a curated record